Messenger RNA from Zophobas morio, 729 nucleotides. RefSeq lists its product as uncharacterized. The transcript has 3 exons. NCBI's taxonomy places the organism in Eukaryota, Metazoa, Arthropoda, Insecta, Coleoptera, Tenebrionidae. The record is from RefSeq and is a predicted model, not a curated record. Bases 1 to 729 code for a protein of 242 amino acids.
AUGGAACCCCCUCAAAAACGCCCCAGAAAAGCAAAGACAACGCACCAACAGUUCCAGUUGUAUUUACACGAAUUAGAAACAAAUCCUCAUUUUAGAGAACACAAAUUUAAUGCAGAUGAACCCGCUACUUUAAACACAGCAUGGCUUACUUUAAGUAAUAAAUUAAAUGCAAGUGGAGGGCCCACCAAAGACGUAAAUGGAUGGAAGAAGACUUUUGCAGAUUGGAAAUCUGCAGUAAGGAAGAGAGCUCGCCUGAUUCAACAUUCGUUAAAAGAAACCGGUAAUGUAGGGUCUCCUGAAAAACCUCUAACUGAGCUAGAGGAACGGUUACUACAGAUCACUGGAAAAGUAGUGGUCGAGGGAUUGCCCGAUGUCCCUGAAAUUGGAGUCGAGAAUGAAGAACAUGAAACAACUGAGGCCACUGUUUUAACUGCCAGUGCUUCACAACCACAAUUGUUCAUCUCAGCCUCUGAACGUAUUAUCAAAACAAGUGGAGUGAAAGUUCUGCAACAAAAUAAGAAGUAUGAAAAGCCAAAAUGCACAAUUAAUUCCACAAUAAACAAAUUUACCAACGUCAAAGAAACGGAGGCCUUAGAACUUAAAGCAAUAAAUGAAAAGUUAGAAAAACUUAUUGAACAAAAUGAAACAAUAAUUUGGUUAAAAAAGAAGAAGAUGGAAUUAAAGUACAACGUGUCUUUUGAAGAACUUGAUGCAAACGGAAGUAAGUGA